This is a messenger RNA of Leucoraja erinaceus (little skate), 947 nucleotides long. RefSeq lists its product as uncharacterized. Lineage: Eukaryota; Metazoa; Chordata; Chondrichthyes; Rajiformes; Rajidae. The record is from RefSeq and is a predicted model, not a curated record. The transcript has 3 exons. The coding region runs from base 53 to 787 and encodes 244 amino acids.
GCAGUGAAUCAUCGGACCUAGGUUGGUUUGACCCAGGGACGUGGUAGAACCAAUGCAUAUCUUUCAGAGCGUGAGUGAGGAGGGCGAGGAGCCAGACCCGGAGCCCUCGCCUUCAUCCGACUGGGAAGGGGGUUACUUCUGUCAACAUGUGGCAAUGUUUGUGCUUUCCUACUUCAGCUGCAUGCUGGCGAUCUUGGCUUCUUACAAUCUCUUCAUACAGAUUUAUAGCAGUGUCCGUGCUCUGAUGGAGAGUCGCAGAACGCAAUCUUUGGAAUGUUGUUCCAUCCCUGCAGAGGGUUCGUCACCGCCCGGCGUGCUGGGGGUGUUGAGGAGGUGGAUGGUGUGCAUGCUGAGAGGUGUCUUCAGCCAGGCGGACGAUGGCAAGAUGAGCAAGGGGGCGCGGCUCCCGUUGGACACGGCCGUGUGCGAGGGAAAACUGCGGCUGAAGAGGCUGCAGGAGGUGGGCUGGUGCAAGAAGCCCCGCAUCCAGUACCUGCACCUGGGCAAUGGCGAGGUGCUGUGCUACCUGCCGCGGGAGGUCCUGGAGCACCCCAAGGCAGGGAUAGAUACACAGUCGGAGGACAUCCACAGCGAUGGCCAACCCAACCUUGCCGACCUCUGCAAGGCAAGGUACAAGGCCGGCCACAGGCACGUCCAGUCGGCCAGAGAGAGGUCCAUGAGCAAGAGGUCGCACAGUUCGGCCACCUUUGAGAAUGGACCCGAGUUCAAACCGAAAGUACAAUCCCCCCAUCAGCAUGAUCAAGCAAGCCAACGUCACCUAAACUGAACCCCCCUGUCCCCUCUGUAUCCCCACCUCAAAAUAAGACCCAGAGUCUGGGACGAUGGGGAAGCAAACGUUUCUAAGAGGUUGUAGAAGAUAUGAAAAUCUGUAGUCUUUUAUUUCAACGCAAUAAACAGAUUUGAAAUGCUCUUGGGUUUCUCAUUGU